This is a messenger RNA of Topomyia yanbarensis, 5336 nucleotides long. It is a transcript of the gene svr, whose product is annotated as carboxypeptidase D. The record is from RefSeq and is a predicted model, not a curated record. The coding region runs from base 424 to 4755 and encodes 1443 amino acids. The transcript is spliced from 14 exons. Lineage: Eukaryota; Metazoa; Arthropoda; Insecta; Diptera; Culicidae. Gene Ontology annotation, biological process: proteolysis. Gene Ontology annotation, molecular function: zinc ion binding; metallocarboxypeptidase activity.
GCUGCGCCUUUUACCGUUUCCAGUUUCCACACAACAUUCACGUACGCAGACAAGCAGCGUAAAAAGCUGACGAUGAACCGUCGGAUCAGCAAGAAACCAUCAGUCAUCAGUGGGACAAAGUGAACGUAAAUGUAAAAAUUAUUUAAUAUCUUCCAUCGAAGCAGCGCACGUAGUCGCAGUUUUCCGAUAAAAAGUGGUGUUUAACUUUUUUUUCCUGAAAGUUGAAGUUGAAAAAUCUUCCACUCGCGUGGGUGGCCAGAGCCUUCUGGCUGGGAAUUGGGGGUAUUUGUAAAAUAGUGCUAUAAAGUGUCGAAAUUUCAAGUGUGCUUGAGGCAAGAAAAAGUUAUUUCAUAGAAAGAUAAAAAUUCCAUAACGCAAUCUGUGCAGCUUGUUCCUCGGAACGAAGUGAAAUCCCUUCCGAUAAUGGUCCCAAUCAGGAAAUUAUCUGCUGCGCUGGUGAUUGCUCUAAUUUGCUGUGUUUUACUGGUGAAUGGUUUCACAUUGCAACAGCAAAAAGGUGUCACCCCUACUGGGGCCAUAAUCGAGGACGAAAGCUUUCUGCAGAAUCCGCAUUAUGAAAGCAACAACGAGUUGCAGGAUCUACUGGCACGGCUCCAAAAGGAUCAUCCGUCUCUGGUGAAAAUCCACAAUGUUGGAAGUUCACUAGAGGGACGACCACUGCUAGCUAUUGAGAUACGACCAAAUAUCGAUCGGCCCAGGCAACUGCUGAUGCCAAUGUUCAAGUACGUGGCCAACAUGCACGGCGAUGAAACAAUUGGUCGCCAAUUGCUGAUCUAUCUGGCACAAUAUCUGGUUAACAACUAUGACCACGACCCCGAGAUUGCAGCAUUGAUCAACAGUACCGACAUUUUCCUAAUGCCGUCGAUGAAUCCGGACGGAUAUCAACGGGCCAAGGAAGGCAACUGCGAAUCCUUGCCGGGUUAUGUUGGCCGUCACAAUGCCAUCAGUGUGGACUUAAAUCGAGAUUUCCCGGAUCGUUUCGAUGAUGACCGAACGCGACAUCAGCGACGAAAUCGGCGCCAGCCGGAAACCGUUGCCGUUAUGAACUGGAUUCUCAGCAAUCCGUUCGUACUGUCGGCGAAUCUGCAUGGAGGUGCGGUUGUGGCCAGCUACCCGUUUGAUAAUUCCAUUAACCACCAUGAUUGCUGCGAAGAUAGUCCAACGCCGGAUAAUCAUUUCUUCAAGUAUGCUGCUCUGACGUACGCUCAGAACCAUCCGGUGAUGAAAACAGGACAAGACUGUAACGAAACAUUCCAGAACGGCAUUACCAACGGAGCAUAUUGGUACGAACUAAACGGUGGCAUGCAAGAUUUCAACUACGUCUACAGCAAUUGUUUUGAGAUAACACUGGAACUGAGCUGCUGCAAGUUCCCGAAAGCAAGCGAACUUCCGGUGGAAUGGCACAAGAACAAACGAUCGUUGAUUGAGUACAUCAAAUUGGUAAACGUUGGCGUGCGGGGCCUCGUCACUGACAGCAGUGGAUUCCCUAUCAAAGACGCUGAUUUGAUUGUGGAUGGAAUCAAUCAAAACAUUCGAACCACUGAAAGGGGCGAGUACUGGCGCCUGCUGGUACCAGGCAACUACAAAAUUCGAGUCGAAGCAGUUGGAUACUAUCCCAGCCAAGAGGUGCCGAUCACAAUCACCGCCGAGCAACCGCUACGCGUGAACUUCAGUCUAAAGUCGUACGAUGCCGACGAAGUUUCAGAUAAAACGAAGCAUCCUCGGAUCAUAAGACAGCUACCCGAUCAGUAUGGAUUCCGGAGACCGCCCAAGUUCGAACAUCAUAAUUUCACUGCAAUGGAAGCUAUCAUCCACGACAUGGCCGAGAACUACCCGUCCAUAACCAGGCUAUAUUCCAUCGGCAAAAGCGUUCAGCAGCGAAAUCUUUGGGUUAUGGAAAUCACCCGACAUCCAGGGCAGCACAUACCAGGCAAACCAGAGGUGAAAUACAUCGCCAACAUGCACGGUAACGAAGUCGUAGGUCGUGAGCUUCUGCUUUUGUUCGCCAAGUACCUGUGCGAGAAUUACAACCAAACGGAACGUGUCACCAAAUUAGUCAACAAUACCCGUCUUCAUAUACUGUUCAGCAUGAAUCCCGAUGGUUACGAAAUUUCCGAUCCCAAGGACAAAGACAAUCUGAAAGGGCGAGCCAAUGCAAACGGCGUUGAUCUAAACCGUAACUUCCCGGAUCAGUUUGGCAAAAAUCGGUACAAUAUCAAGCAGGAACCAGAAACACAGGCUGUCAUGAACUGGUCCUUGUCGAUUCCGUUCGUUCUUUCUGCUAAUCUACAUGGAGGUGCACUAGUGGCCAACUAUCCUUUCGACGAUUCACCCAAGGAUUUUGCUUACUCCAACGAAUACAGCAACCCUAGGACAGUAAAAAAUCCUACCGAAGAAAACGAAAUGUUUCAAUAUUUGGCGCAUACCUACGCUAACGCUCACACAACGAUGCACCUAGGUGAACCAUGUUCCAACUUUGUGCGAGAAAGCUUUCCGGAUGGAAUUACCAAUGGAGCCGCAUGGUAUUCGGUGACAGGUGGAAUGCAAGAUUGGUCUUACAUCACUGGUGGUGCCUAUGAAUUGACGCUAGAGGUGGGCUGUGAAAAGUUCCCCAAAGCAGAAGAUUUACCGCAGUACUGGUUGCAAAAUCGAGAAGCCUUGCUAAAAUACGUUGAACAGGCACAGCAUGGAAUAACAGGAACUGUAAAAAGCACAAUAGGGCAUGCGAUCCCGCACGCGUCGAUCCAGGUGAAUCACAUUCAACAUGUCACGUUUACGACCGCCGAGGGCGAUUACUACAAGAUAGUGCUCCCUGGACUGUACAACGUGACAGCAGAAGCAGCAGGCUAUGAACCUCAAACCGUGCAAGUUCACAUCCCACCAGAGGCAACUGGACCAGUUGAGGUAGAAUUCCUUCUGAUGAGAGAUGAUCCUCAGCACUGGUCAUCUGCUUAUGAUUUUCGUAUCUUGGAGAAUGUGGUAAAUACUCGAUACCACAACGACAUUGAAAUCAGAACAAUGAUGAGCGAAUUCGAAAAUAAAAACUACAAAACUGCCUCCCUAGAAUUCGGUGAUAACGAGAUGUCCAUGGAGUAUCCUUCGAUCAAAAUGACUGACAGUAUUGGAACCCCGGAAGAAACGAAACUACACAUCCUUAUCCUGUCUUCAUUGUUCCAAAGUGCUGUAAUCGGUCGGGAAAUGGUUUUAAAUCUGGCGCGCCAUAUUUUAGAGGGUUACAAAAUUCCCGAACCUGCACUGUUGCAACUGCUGAAAAAUGUUGUCCUCCAUUUUGUACCCAUUAAAAUGGACACCGAACAAUUGCUGGAACAAUUUCACGCUAACAGCAGCAUUUGCGAUCCGGUCGUAAAGAACGAGUUGGCCGAUAAGCUGCUGAGCGCGGAAACAGAUCAUCAAAAAGAUAUGCUCCUGCGAAUGUUCCAAGAAGAGGAGUACGAUUUAGCACUGAACUUUGCCGCCGGAGGCAAUGAUGUAUUCUAUCCAAAUACAGACGACAAGGUGGCCAUAUACCAUAGAUUUGCCGACCGAAUUAAAGGGCACAAGUACACCGCGGUCAGCAACGAACAGUGCCCUGAGAAUGCAGGCAGACUCCACCAGGAGGACGCCAUUCAGCGACUAACAAAUCAGCUGCACAGUCUGUACAAGGUUCCACUUUUCACUCUCCAGCUAGGUUGUUGCAAAAUGCCCCAGGAAAAUGAAAUUGCUUCAGUUUGGCGCCAAAAUCUGGAGCGAAUGACAAAUUUCCUACGACUUGUCGACACCGGUAUCAAGGGUUACGUGAGAGAUAUUCGAGGAAAUCCUAUUCGCAAAGCUAUAUUGAAAGUGCGUGGUAACAAUCUAAUCUACAAGGUUACACCCAAUCUGGCUCACUUCCGGGUGAUACUUCCAUCCGGAUCGAUGGAAAUUGAGUUCAGUUGCUUAAAUUACACAUCGCGGAUUCAAUCGAUCACAUUAAAUCAGAAUCAAAUUCUCGACAUGGGAGAUAUCGUUAUGCAGGAAACGAACCGGUUAGAAGGUGUAGCAGCUAUUCAGCCUUUGUUCCCAACCGCAACCCCGCAACAUCAUGGUAGCUUCGCUGUUUUGGAACCGGCUGCUAAAAUGAAGGUGUUUCCCAUGGAUGGGGGUGUGGAGAUACAUGGCCGAAUUUCAGGUUUCAUUCUGGAUGAGUUCAACCAUCCACUUCCAAACUCGAAAGUGUACAUUCAAAACAAAGUCAUCAAUAUGACCUCGAUAACUGAUUCACUCGGAAAAUUCCAAUUGGAUGGGGUUUUACAAAAAGAUUUGGUUUUGCACGUGAAAUCUUCGGGAUACACACCUGAUGACCGAACACUUCACAUGAGCCCGCUGGGAGAAAUCUCUGGGGUGAUAUUCCACCUGAAACGAGACGAACGAGUAUUGGGCAUCCCAAGGCUGCUGUUCGUAAUUCUGGCAGGGUGUGCCUCUGUCGCCAUAAUAGCAUGUGGCGUGAUAUGUUUCCAAUACAUUCAGGCCCGCCGGCGGAACUCUCGGUAUUACUACAAUUUUUCUAUGUUACCGCAAAAAGGUGAACAGACCCGAAGACUUUUCGAUGAUGACGAAGACGGAGAAACAGAAUUGUAUCGAGCGCCAACGAAAAAGCUCCAACCCUACUACGAUGACGAACGAGACCCGAUCAGCGAAACUGAUGAAGACAGCGAGGAGGAGAUCGUGAUGUUAAACUCAACUUUCCGAAACUAGACCCCAAGAGAGUAAAACGUUACGAUGGCAAUCAACAGGUAGCACGCAUAUAUCAAAACGCUUAUCGUAGGUUCAAGUAAAAACGGGCCCUUUGAAAUAGGAACGAUAAGCAUGAAAUUUCUGGGUUGUACAGAUGGGUUCUCAGAAGUCAAUUACGGUGACAAAUCAUAGCGUACCGCAUUUCAAUUCUGUUCAUAAAAGCGUGUUUUGGGAUUUCCAUAAUGAUGCUAUGUGUAGUGUAAAAAUUAAGCCGUUCAUGUUCUACAUUCAAGUGGAUCAACAAAUAGAAAGUACGAAUAACAAGAAUAAAUGUGAUAAUUAUUGUUGAACUACAAAAAGUGCACAUCAUUGACAGAUGCAGCUCGAUUCGAGCAAAAACGAAAUGAUCUUUUAGUUAAAUGUUAAUUGUUAUACCGAUGCUCUACUAAGACUUCAAAGUACUUAUGAAGCACGACUAAAGUAGAAAUAGUGAGUCGUUUAGCUAAGUUAAAUGGAAUACUAGUGAGACAUUAAACUGAAGAGCGUUGAUUUUAGAUGAAAAUAUUUUUGCAAUAAAAACUAUGUAAUUCUGACAACUUUGA